Molecule: messenger RNA, 7702 nt
Organism: Candoia aspera
Lineage: Eukaryota; Metazoa; Chordata; Lepidosauria; Squamata; Candoiidae
Gene: CDON
Product: cell adhesion associated, oncogene regulated
Exons: 20
Coding region: 226-3993 (1255 amino acids)
Biological process (GO): cell-cell adhesion
Molecular function (GO): protein binding
Source: RefSeq, a predicted model, not a curated record
GCGGCGGCGGCAACGGGACGGGGACCGGGCUGCUGGGUCGGCCGGUCAGUGUUGGAUGGAGGGUCCCGUCCGCCUCGCCGGUUCUCUCUGGAAUGUCCUGGGGAGCGGCUGUCGAGGGGGAGCGGGGGCUCUCUGGGCGCGGGCAGCGCCGCUGCGGCUGAGAGGUUCCUCAUUGAUUCAUAUUACUCUGAAGCUCUUUGGCAUCAGCCUUUGUAACCUGGCAUUAUGCAUCCUGGUCCAGGACCUUCACACAAACUACUUUUUCUUACAGUUUUCCUCUCAACUGCAGCUUCAGAUUUGAUUCCUCGCUUUGUUUCUGAACCUCUUUCUAUUGUCCAGAAGCCAGGUGCAACUGUAAAACUUUACUGUUCUGCUGAACCAUCUACAGCUUAUCUCUCUUGGAUAUUCAAUGGAGAGAAAUUGCAUAAGAAAAUAGAGCAAGUAGACCCGCAGCCAGGAUCCCUGACCAUUUUCUCUCUUAGUCCUUCAAAUUCUGGUACCUACCAGUGUGUUGCUAAUAACAGUAUUGGUGCAAUAAUCAGCAGGCCUGCAACAGUGUCUAUAGCAUAUCUUGAUGAUUUUGAAACUUCAUGGAGAAACACAAUUUCAGUGGAAGAAGGGAAUACUGCUUUAAUAGGUUGCAAGCUACCAAAAAGCAGUCCAAAAGCACAGGUUCGUUUCCGCGUGCGGGGAAAAUGGCUGGGACAAUCAACAGAAAACUACCUUAUUCUCCCAUCUGGAAAUCUGCAAAUUUUGAAUGUAUCUUCAGAUGACAAGGGAAUAUAUAAGUGUGCAGCAUAUAACCCAGUUACUGAUGAUUUGAAACUUGAACCUACUGGACAUAAGCUCAUAAUCAGUAACUCUUCCUCAGCGGAUUUUCAUAUUGUUCAUCCAACCAGUUCUCAGGCACUGGCAAUACCUCAACAUAGACCUCUGAUGUUGGAGUGUAUAGUUAGUGGACUUCCUGUUUCUUAUGUUCACUGGUAUAAAGAUGGUAGAGAUGUGCUAAUUCAGAGCAGAUGGAAGCUGUUUCACUCCCAUCUUACCAUUGAUUCUGUGGAUAUAUCUGAUGCUGGAAAUUAUUCCUGCGUAGUGCAAAAUAAUUACGGAGUUGUGAAAUAUGUCAACUACAGCGUAAAUGUGCUUGAACCUGCUUCUAUUUCAAGAGGAUUGCAGAAUCAGUUAGUGUCUUGGGGCAAAAAUUUGCAUCUUUCCUGUGAAAUACAUGGAAACCCUUUACCUAAUCUUACCUGGUACCAUAAUGCAAUUCCUGUUCAUGUUUCUUCACGGCACUUAUCUUCAGGAAACAAGCUGAGAAUAAAUCGAAUCACCACAGAAGACACAGGAUUGUAUCAGUGUUUAGUAAACAAUGGCAUUGGAUUUUCACAGUCCACUGGGAGAUUUCAUUCCCAAGCAGACAAAAGUUCCAAGCCAGUUAUAACUUCAUUGCCAGCAAACACCAAAGUGAUAGAGGGUGACACAGUAUCACUGUCGUGUAAUGCCACUGGAUUGCCUACCCCCGUAAUCCGUUGGUACAACAGGCAUGGAGUAAUUACCACCCAUCCUUCACAGGUGCUCUACUCAAAAUCACAGAAGUCAUCCCCUCAGGCAAGAACUGGCAACUCCAUUGCAGACAGAGCCUACUUCAUUAUGUCUCGCAGUGGGUCAAGUUCCUUAUAUAUCCAGCCUGUUACAUCAGAGCAUGCUGGGAAAUACGUCUGUGAAGCAACAAACGAUUAUGGGCUUGCUCGUUCAGAGGUUUUUCUUACAGUUGUUUCCUAUGAAGCUAGUACAAAAGCGGAAGUUCCUUCUUUUGAAGUUGCCCAGAAUGACGAUGGAGAUGGAGAUUUUGAUUCAGAAAUGAUUCUCCCCAGCACAUCUCCAGCUGAGAUCCUUACUGACAAAAUUGCUACAGAAAAAACAUCCAGUGGCAUUUCCCCACCAGAAGCUCCUAUCAUUCUCAGCCCUCCACAGACACUUAAGCCAGACCAGUACAACCUGGUCUGGCGAUCUGGAAAGGAUGGUGGUCGGCCAAUCAAUGUUUAUUUUGUGAAAUAUCGCAAGUUAGAUGGCAAUGUAACUAAUUGGUAUACAAUUCGGGUCCCUGGAAGUGAAAACGAACUUAGCCUUACGGAACUGGAACCUUCCAGCCUAUAUGAAGUUUUGAUGGUUGCAAGAAACGAUGCUGGUGAAGGUCAGCCUUCCAUGCUUACUUUCCGUACUAGCAAAGAAAGAUCCUCCUUCUCAAGAACCUCACAGACUCCCUCUCAACCAAUUGGCAUUCCUAAACAUUCUGUCAUUCAGGAAGGAACAACCAACAAUUUUGGCGUGGUCCUUCCAGAUCUAUCUCGACAUAGCAGUGUUCCUGAGGCACCAGAUCGGCCUACUAUUUCAGCAGCAUCAGAAACCUCUGUUUAUGUCACUUGGAUCCCACGUGCAAAUGGUGGAUCACCUAUCACUGCCUUUAAAGUAGAAUAUAGACGUAUUAACAGAAAUAAUGAAUGGCUAGUUGCAGCAGAUAACAUCUCUCCUUCUAAACUCUCAGUGGAAGUUGGCAAUUUGGAUCCAGGAACUGCAUAUAAGUUCCGUGUAAUUGCUAUUAAUAAUUAUGGAGAAAGCCCACGAAGUUCUCCCUCUCGAUUGUAUACCGUGGCAGGCUUUACCAACCGAUACUCCAACCGCCCCAUCGCAGGACCUCAUAUUGCUUAUACUGAAGCAGUCAGUGACACCCAGAUCAUGUUAAAGUGGUCUUACAUUACUUCAAGUAACAACAACACACCUAUCCAAGGAUUUUACAUUUAUUAUCGUCCCACGGAUAGUGACAACGAUAGUGAUUACAAGCGAGAUGUUGUAGAAGGGACAAGACUGUGGCACUUGAUAAGCCAUCUACAACCUGAAACAUCAUAUGAUAUUAAAAUGCAGUGUUACAACGAAGGAGGAGAAAGUGACUACAGCAACGUGAUGAUGUGUGAGACUAAAGUGAAGCGCUUGCCUGGAGUAUCCGAAUAUCCAGUAAAAGACCUUAGUACACCACCUAAUUUCCCUGACCGUGGAAUUGGGAGCAAUGCAGGUCAACCAAAUGGUCCAGCCCGGAGUAGCAACAUGUUGUAUCUCAUUGUAGCCUGUGUCCUUGGAGUGAUGGUUUUCAUUUUGAUUGUCUUCAUUGCCAUGUGUUUAUGGAAGAACCGUCAGCAAAAUGCCUUGCAAAAGUAUGACCCUCCUGGCUAUCUCUACCAAGGUGCAGAUAUCAAUGGACAAAUGGUUCAGUAUACAACUCUACCAGGCACAAACCGUAUUAAUGGUGGCAUACAUGGAAACUUUAUCAGUAAUGGAAAACAUAAUAAUGGGUGCCUUCACCUCCAUCAUAAGGUUCCUAAUGGAAUGAAUGGGAUCAUGAAUGGUGCUAUCAAUGGAGGAACUGGUGUUUAUCCAGGACAUUCUAACUCCCUCUCCAGAGCACACGUAGAAUAUGAACACACCCAUCACAUAGGAAAUGGUGGUGAAGUAUACACAUCGGUCCCCCAGACGGACCCUUCAGAGUAUGCCAAUUGCAGGAACUGUCGGAACAAUAACAGGUGUUUCACUAAAACCAGUGGCAGUUUCGGCAACAGUUCUGUAUCUGUGAUGCCCAUAAUAGCACCUUAUCAGCAAGACAGUUUAGAAAUGAAACCAUUAAAUCACAUGAUUGUUGCCAUGUGCUUGGCAUCCACAGUCCCUGGCUGCAAUGUUGAGACUGAAGAAAAUGACAAGGACAAGGUAGAGUCGCCAUCACAUCAGGACUCUUGUUGCCAAGAAAAUGUGAACCCACUCAGUACAAAUUGUAUAUCAGAUCACAGUGCCCAUUUGGAGACAUCUGAUCACAUGUUGAACUGGAGCCCCCUUAUUCUUCGGCCUAUUUCAAAACACUGUAAUGAAAAGACAGAAGUGAUUUCAAAAGGUGUUCCAUUGGACAGUUUGGGGGGACAUCAACAGCUCCAAAUACAAGAGACUUAAGAAAAUGGCCUCUCUUCAGUAAAGCCAGUAACUGCACAGCAGAAGUGCUGGGACUGAUGACAAGAAUAUUAAUUAUUAGAAUCAUUAUUUAUUUUUCGUUUUUGAGGUGUAGUGUCCUAUGAAUGUAUGUUUUAAAAAGCCUUUUUGCUGAUAUGUAUUAUUUAUCCCUUGAGAAAUUCAUCCCCAAACCUCCCUGGAUGACAUCAGUGUGACAAUUUAUAAUAAUAUAGAUGAUGUCUUCCUUGGACAGUUAGCAUUGGAAAAUUACUGUUGCAGUGUGAUGUAAUGGUUUUAGCAAAGACACACAUGGGAGAACUUCAGGCCCAAGUUGGACUGCAGCUUAUAAUUAUACAGCUAAAGGGUAUGAAUCAAAUAGAAGAAUUCCAGCCUGACUCAAAUGUUACAACUUAUUGGUGAAAUCAUUAUUGCUUUCUGAAAUCAUAUUAAUCUGCACUUGUUGAAUCUGAACACUGAAUGAUUGUCAGUAGUUCUAGCAAAGUCUUGCUGGUCAGCAGCUAUGCUUAUGUAAAUGAAUGUUAUAAAAGAAUAGAGUUCUUAUGCUAGUUCCUUGAUAGUGAGAGGAACAAAACAGGCCUUAUGAUAUUGUCACAACAACAACAAGGCGGUAGCAUUUAUAGCCACCUGCUCAGCAAUAAGGAAACACUUGAAUGUGGCUAUUCCUGUAAUGGUAUGUGGGAAAGACCUUGGGAGACGCAGAAGAGACUCUCCAUAGUUUCUCAGGCUGUAAAGCAGAUGGGAGGGGGGAGGAUUGUACUUUCAGACUUAAAAGAUUCUGUCAAUGUAGCUUUACAAUAAAGUAGAAAGAGCUCAUCUGGUUGUGAUUCCUGUCUGGUUUACCCUGUGAGGCCCACAUUGAUCUUGCAUGUCUGAAAGUACAAUCCUCCCCACGUCCCCUUUACAGCCCAAGAAACCCGGGAUUCUGAGCCUCUUGCCCCACAUACUAUCCAGUUGUGGGCAAUGCAGUCUCUUAUCUGACCGUUGCCUAGGCAGUGUCUCUUGGCCCUGUCUCCCAAGGUCUUUCUCACACAUUACAGUUCUGUAGCAUUGUCCCAUUUUCAUUCUAAAUGUUUUAAUUUGUCUUCUGGUGCUCCCUUGGUGUGCCUUGUAUACAUACUAUUCACUUGUUAUGUAUUGUGUUAAUUUCUUCUCGUGACAUGACAGUGUGUUGUGCAAAUCAUAAGAUAGGGAAAUAAGAAGUAAUGAACUUGGGUGUAGCUGUGAUGUAAAAAAGUUUCCAGAAAUGUGCUGGAUUGGAAAUACUCCCUCUUGUCUUUCUCUUCCUUCUCAAAGAAAACGAAGAGUUUCAAUUCCUGGGGGUUGGUUAAUUGACCUAAUUAAUUGCAAGUUGGAGCUUUUUUGGAACUCUCAUCUGCACUAGCUGUCAGUAAUUGUAUUUCAUGGCAUUCCCUCUGAAACAAAUGAUAAAAGUACAUUAUCGUCUACAUGUCACUUCACCAGAACUUAAUACUUUUGCACAGCUUGGAAAGUUGGAAUGCAAGAUCAGAAAUAUUAAUCCCCCUUCCUUUGGGAAUGUGGAAUUGCUGCUUUACCCAAAGGCAUCAAGUGCUCUUAAACAAUAGAGUCCAAUUUGCCCUUCAUUUGUACAAAACCUAUGUGUGUAACAGAAGAGUAGCUGUGUAAUUCCCCUUCCCUCCUCCAAUUUUAACUAGUACGUAUACAGUGUGAACUAUCUAAGAAUUAGAGGCACAGAGUUCUAAAUGUACAGUUGCCCCAAGCAAUAGGGAUUAAUUUUAUAACUGGAGCAAGGAUUGAAAAAUAAACCUGGAGGAGAGGGGCUGUUACAAAGAGUGAUGAUGCCAUAAUAAAGUUGAAAAUCUAUUCCAGAAGACAGGAUGUGGUGCCCAGCAGUGCCAUUGGCCACACUGAAUAAUGUGUGCGUGGUUGUGUGCUUGUGUGCGUGUGUGAUUAAAAGUGGGCUCUAUAUUUUUUAUAACUAUUGCAGCAGAUAUCAAAUGCUGUGUGUAUAUAUAGUGUGUGAUUAUUUUAUAUAAUAUGUGAUGUAUAUUAUAUAAUUUUAUAAAUAGGACUCCCUUAUGAGAAUUUGCAGUGUUGAUAAUGGGUUGCUAUGCAAGAUAGGAUUUUGAUGCAAAGUGCUGUUUGCUUUACAUUGAAACUUACAGGGAGGCUGUGUGCUGUCUGUUUAUACAAUUAAUUUGGUAAGAUUUUAGAAAUUGCUUUUCAAUAUUCUUGGAAAUGAGGUCACAACUUUGUAGACUAUUAUGAUUGUGGGACCAGUAUCCCAACUAGUUUGGAAAGCAGUAGAGGUCUUUUUGGCAAGCCAGAUUGUCAAAAACACUUUUGUCAGUAGGAACAUCAGGGCUCUUCUACCAUUUCCAUCUUUACUGAGUCUGUCUGAUCCAGGAAAGCCCAGAUAAGUAUAUUGAACAGAGAUGAUAUUAUUUGGAGGUGGGGAAAUGUCAGCCUCUUACUUUACCGAAUCUCAUCAAGAAUUCUUUGUAUUAUAUUGUGACACUGUUUUAAGUGUUUUUCCCUCUUAUUAUAUUUUAUUUAUGAAAGUUAUAUAUUGUCUUUAUAUUUUAAGGGGAUCUUGUGUUCCUUCCAAUCAUAGAUGCAUAUAAAUUGUAGAAAGCAUAUACAGGUGAACAAUUCCUUAAAUACAAAUGCUCAUCCACUUCCCCUACUUAGAUUUGGAUUAGUGUGUUCUGCCAAAGAACUUGUAGGAAAACCUUGUUCGGCAGUAUUUUACCAUCCCAUUUUAAGUUGUAAAGACUUUUCAAAUUCACUAAACACUUCUGUGAAACUUGGGGCAUCUUGUUUAACCUAUUUAGGAUCUUCUACCAGCCUUUGGGUUUGCAGAGAGAACACUGCCACCCGAAAAGCUAGUACAAAUCUUGGUCCGUUGUUAAAUUUUCUGGCAUCUUCAUCUUUAUUAGAUAUCCCUUGAAUUGUGGUAUAGUAUUAUCUCAUUUGCAGAAUUCACUAUUGGAAUAUAUUGCAGCAGAAUUUAAAUGCUGUAUCUCACUUAUAGAUUAUUUCUCAUUUAUCUUUACAAAAAAGUGCAAAUAAUGCAAACAUGCAACUCAAUAGGAAAUGUUUAUUGCAGCACUUUUGCCCAGAAUUUAUGCAACUCAAUGUUUUGCUUUUGACUAUUUAAGAAUGAGAUGAAUUGACAGAGCAGUAUCUAAUUGUGUAAUCAACAUCCAUGCUAUCCUGAUACCAAUGGAUAUGUAAAGCUACUGGUUUGAAGUCGUUGGUUAAACCCUGCUCAUUGCUUGAGAGGGUCUUCAAUAUUAAUGCUACACAAAAUAGCUAUCAGGAGUUUGACCCAUUAAAAUCUGUGACUGAUGUAAAAGGUGUUUUUGGUGCAAUAUGGCUUUAAUCUGAACUGUUUUCCUGAAGGUGUAUGACCUAGCUAUGGAACCUCAAAAAGAUAUUAUUCUCAGAGCUUCCUCCUCCAGUCUUUGAAAAGUCGCUUCACUAAAUUAAAGUAUUGCUGUUUAAGCAAAAAGUGUUAUUUCAUUUUACUUUGAUUUUGUAAUUUAAUUUAAAUUUAAAGAUGCAUGUAUUUUGUGUCAUAUAAAGAUGUAUUUUCCUUUAAAAGUUGUAAUAUUCUUUUUUUAAAAACUGUACAAAUGUUUAAAUAUUGUAGGUUUGGGCAGAAUUUUCUUUGUGUUCAUAAUAUUAAAGAGAAUUACACUGGUCCUGU